UUUUCUCAGUUCCUCGUUGAAGAACAACCAUUUUCAAAUUCACUAACUACCACAACCGACAAUGAUGACUUCGUCGUCAACGCCCGCGACUCGCUACAGCUACCGCGUGAAUCACCUGGUGCAGAAAGACAUCCGCAAACCCAUCGAUGCCAUGAAGACCUUCAACGCCAAGGUGACGGAUGGUCGGAUCCCGAUCGUUCUCACGCCCAGCUACCCGACGUUGAUCACCUUGUUCAUGAAAGUGCCGUCGGGGCUUUGGGUGCUCAAGCAAAAGUGGAACGCCCACGCUGGUAUGAUGGAUCCUGGUCUCAAGAUGUUCUGGCCGGCCUGGAAUCGCGUCUCGCACAUCGUCACCAAGCAGGCAGUGACCUACUCGAACCCUGUGCGCGGAUGCCCCACCUCCGACAAUGUGAUGGUGGAUAUCGAUAUCUCCAUCAGCUUCCAGAUCGGCCCCACUGAGGACGACGCCUACACAUUCGUGUACACUUUGGGUGCGCAUCGCUUCGACGAGCUGCUCUACAGCUUGACAGAGGAGGCCAUUCGCGGCCUCGUACACUCAGUGCGUCAUGAUCAGGUGCAUGAUCUUCGAGAGGAGUUUGCCAUGGGCAUGAAGACGGAUCUGAAUGCCAAACUUAAGUCCUUCGGUGUCUUUAUCCACAACGUCAAAGUGACUAAUGUGGAUUUGCCACAAGCGCUCUCCAGGACGCUGGAAGAGACUACGGCGUUCAAGACGCGCAUGGAAGAACAAGAGAAGAAUCAUGAGAAUCAGAUGCGUAUUCUGCUAAACCAGGAAACGCAGAACCUCACCGCGUUAGAGAAGAACAAUGAGCGUGCGAUCCAAGAUCUACAGGCUGAAAGUGUUCGUGCCGCUAUCAUUCGUGACGAGCGACGCACGAUCGCUGAGGCCAAGGCACAAGUUACAGUUGCUGAGCAUGUGUCGAGAAACGAAAACAAGAUCAAAGCGGCGGAAGGUUACAAGGCUGAUGCUGUGGCCACUGCGACUGCUAAGACCGUGAAACGCAAAGCUGUGCCGUUGGUGGAGCUCAACAACCUCAAGACGGACUUUGAGCAGUUCGUGAACGUUGCCAAGGUGAAGGGAGACGCAAGAAUUCAAGCUGCGGAGAAGGAAGCGGAGAAGAUUCUGGCGAAUGCCGAGGCAGAAGGCAACUCGGCUGCGUUCCUGAAGGCUAAGCGUGACUUCGACUACAAACAAAAGAAGAUUACCAUGGAGUCUGCCUUGCUCCAGUCCGUUCCACUUGUCGUUAGUGGCAAGAAUGGAGACCAGCUCAUUCAAGGCACGCUGUUGCAAACAAUUGCGCCAGCCAAGUGAACGGACUUCUACGAAGUGACGCAUUUUCGAGCCACAGCUCGCCCAACGGAAGGCAUGACGCUGUCAUCGAUGUUUUAGUUGAAUAUUUUUAUUGAGUUGGUGACUAUUUGGCACUGCGAGAGCUACAAAGCAGCCUAUUUUUUUUUUAAUAACGCAACACAUUUAUUUGCAGCC
This is a messenger RNA of Phytophthora nicotianae INRA-310, 1504 nucleotides long. RefSeq lists its product as hypothetical. Bases 62 to 1330 code for a protein of 422 amino acids. Lineage: Eukaryota; Oomycota; Peronosporomycetes; Peronosporales; Peronosporaceae. The record is from RefSeq and is a predicted model, not a curated record. The transcript has a single exon.